Messenger RNA from Setaria italica (foxtail millet), 1197 nucleotides. Its product is annotated as GTP-binding protein At2g22870. The transcript has 4 exons. Gene Ontology annotation, molecular function: GTP binding. The record is from RefSeq and is a predicted model, not a curated record. Lineage: Eukaryota; Viridiplantae; Streptophyta; Magnoliopsida; Poales; Poaceae. Bases 105 to 1007 code for a protein of 300 amino acids.
AGAGUCCCCGCGGUACCGGCGGCACGCUGCUGCCGUCUGCCUCAGCCAUCCGGCGCCGCCUCAUCCGCCACUCCGUCGAACACCCAGCGCGCGCUCCAGCUGCUAUGCUCCUCCGACCGCGUCUCUCCCUCCUCCGAGCCCUCGCGCCGCCGCCGCUCACCCGCGCGUGCGUCCCUGCCCGGUGCACGCUCUCGGCGGCCGCCGCCGGCGAUGCGGCGCCGGCGCCUGCUGUACCCCGCAAGAACGCCAGGAAGCUCGCGCCGCCGCCCAGGGAGAUCGUGAAGACGGCGCUGUUCCUGCCACCUGGAGUGGAGCCGGGCGCGGCGGUGACAGCGGACAUGGUCAUCCCGGGGUCGAACAUCGUGGUGGGUCCCUACGCGGGGGACGCAAGGGUGAAAGAGGCCGAGUUCGUCAGGAGCAGUGCGCGCGCCCGGGACUGCCCCAAGGACGACCGCCCCGAGUUUGCGGUCCUCGGACGGUCCAACGUCGGCAAGUCCUCGCUUAUCAACGCCCUCACCCGUCGCAAGGAAGCUGCGCUGACCUCGAAGAAGCCCGGGAAGACCCAGACAAUUAAUCACUUUUUGGUUAACAAGAGUUGGUACCUCGUGGAUUUGCCUGGUUACGGGUUUGCAGCUGCGUCCCAAUCAGCUCGAAUGGACUGGUCGUCAUUUACCAAGGGGUACUUCUUGAACAGAGAUACCUUGGUCAGUGUACUGCUCCUUAUUGAUGCCAGUAUUCCGCCACAGAAAAUUGAUCUUGACUGUGCUAACUGGCUUGGUCGUAACAAUAUCGGAUUGACCUUUGUGUUCACCAAGUGCGACAAAGUAAAGAAGGGUAAAGGGGGGCGGCCUGAUGAGAACAUCAAGGUGUUCCAGGAAACAAUCAGCGGGCUGUAUCCAGAGCCACCGCCAUGGAUCAUGACGAGCAGCGUUACCGGACUAGGCCGAGAUGGGCUGCUCCUCCAUAUGUCGCAGCUGAGGAACUACUGGGACAACGAAGCAGUCUAGGUAGAGCUGCAUAGAUCAACCGCCACUAGCAACAAUAGUAGUAUGUUAGAAGAGAGGAUCACAGGCCAUGAUGACCUCCAUUCUCUUUUGACAGGACUAUUUCAUCUUGGCACAAUGACCAUGGAGAAUGAACUCUACUUAUCAUCUAAUGAAUGAAAUGAAUCAUGUCAUUAUGUACUUCUCGUUAUCA